CUUCAGAUUUGCGGAAGGCGAAAUAUGCACAAAACAACUAAACCCAAACUGGUUAAGAUAAGAAGCGCCAACCAGGCUAGAAAAUACGGAAUUGCGGCUGUUAACCUAAAGGAGCUGAUUAAAAAAGGAUGUCAAUUACUGAAGGUAUCCAGCUCCGGUGUACUGGUCUGCUUAUACGAGGAUGGGACAGUAGUUACCGAAGAGUAUUUCCAAAAUCUUCCUAAUAACACAGAUCUAGUUCUCCUGCCCCAUGGACAGAGCUGGAAUGGGUUUGCAGAUGAAAUAAAUCGAGUGCUGGGUCUGGACAGAAACACAGAGGAGCUGCUGGUCAGUGCAGCACAGGGUCUUCUGUCAGAUGAACGUUCCCCCAAACGCCGCAGGAUCCUGGGAGACCUGCUGAGUAACCUGAGGGACCGUUCAGAGCUGGAGAACAGACUACAGGAUCAUGACUGGUUUGAAGGUAUUGAUACCCGCUUUAAAACCAAGUCUGCUUACAUGAAGUACAAUUGCGAGAGCAGAAUCCGGGGAUAUUUAAAAGAGGUUGAUGGAUAUACUCAAACUAUUCAAAAUGCCAAAACAAAAAGUGAAUAUAAGAAGGUGGCGGAGGCUUUGGCUGAGAAACUGAAGGCUGCGAGGUACAACGGCACCUAUUUUGACAGAUCAGAGAAGGACGCCAACAGACUCUGCACUGAAGAGGGCUGGUUCUCCUGCCAGGGUGCUUUUGAUGAGAACAGCUGCAAUUUUCUGCAUUCAAUAAACCCAUACGGAAACCGCGAGAGCAGAAUCCUGUUCAGCACCUGGAAUCUUGACCACCUGAUAGAAAAGAAGAGGACUGUCAUUCCUGCUCUCGCCAAGGCACUGGAGGCCAAUAAGAGCAAUGAUAUAAAUGUGGAUUAUUUUUACAAACUCUUGUUCACCAGAGAGAAUCUCAAGCUUGUUCACAUCGUCUGUCAUAAGAAAGGGGCCCAUGAGCUCAGCUGUGACUCCCGAAAAAUCUACAAACGGGUCAAGAAGACUGUAAAAUGACAUCCAUAAUCCUCUUAUGAAAUAUGCAGCUUAGUCCAAAAAGUUUCAGCUUUGGUGAAUCGUAAGCCUUCUUCAAAUUACUGAACUUCUCAGGUUUGAUCUUAUUUGAGUGCUGUGAACAAUAUUUGAAUAC
Messenger RNA from Danio rerio (zebrafish), 1159 nucleotides. It is a transcript of the gene dffb, whose product is annotated as DNA fragmentation factor, beta polypeptide (caspase-activated DNase). Gene Ontology annotation, biological process: apoptotic DNA fragmentation; apoptotic process. Gene Ontology annotation, cellular component: cytoplasm; nucleus. Gene Ontology annotation, molecular function: DNA endonuclease activity; nuclease activity; hydrolase activity. The record is from RefSeq and is marked provisional. NCBI's taxonomy places the organism in Eukaryota, Metazoa, Chordata, Actinopteri, Cypriniformes, Danionidae.